UAUCUCUGCCCUCCCUCGUCCCCACAAACAGCAUGUCCAAGAGAAUAUCAACACGCGCAAAGCCAGGCGAGAAGUCGCCCAUCGCACAGUACGAGCCGUACACUGGCCCCACGCCGCCCAUCCCGCAGGGCGUGCUCCGGCCCUUCCUCCCCUUCCUCCCACACCCCGACAAGACAGCCCCGCCGCAGCCGCCACGGCCCGACCUCGCGCCGCCGCCAGCAGGCUUCACGCGCACGUUCCACGCCGCGCCGGCCGCGUACCCGAAGGAGCUGAAGCAGGCGACGGGCACCGCAUCGCGCCUGCCGAGCCCGUUCCGCAAGAUCGAGCUCGGCGAGAACGCGACCAAGGAGGAACGAAGCAAGCGGAUCAACGCCGAGACGAUCGAAUGUAUCAAGCAGCGUACCGAGGCCACCGAGUGGUCCCUCGACGAGGCCAAGGCCGCGGCCCCAGCCGGGUUGUGGCUCGCGGCUGAGCGAUGGCGCCGCGACGAGCCGACGGGCGGCGUGACGCUCGUCUGCACGCACGCCAACGGCCUGCACAAGGAGCACUGGCACCCGAUCCUGCACGACAUCCUCUCGCGCCCAGUGGCCGCCACUGAGGCGUUCGGCACGCUCGCCCCCCUCACUGGGGGGCAGGUGACGAUCGACGAGAUCUGGCUGCUGGACGACACGAACCACGGCGCGUCGCUCGACCUGAACGCUGGCAGGCUCGGCCCCGCGCAGUCGUGGGUCGACGACUCGCGCGACGUCCUCAACUUUGUGCAGCAUGUGCUGCCCCGCGUGACCGACGACGCGGAGUGGCAUCUGCGCUGGGGCGCCGCGACCGCCUCGGGAAGGCCGCGCGCCGUCAUCGGCAUGGGCCACUCGUUCGGCGCCAACGCGCUCAUCCAGGCCGCGCACGCACGCCCCGACCUCUUCGCGGGCCUGUUCCUCGUCGACCCCAUGUCGCCCAACCACUUUGUCGACCACGACGCUGCGGUGCGUAACCCCGUCGGCAGCUACUGGAUGGUGCCGGCCGCCAUUAGGCGCCGCGACAUCUGGCCGUCGCGCGAGGAGGCGUACAAGGCGCUUCGGGAUAGCCCGUUCUUCCAGCCAUGGGCCGACUCCAUCUUCGACUUGUACAUCUCGCACGGCAUCGUGCCGGUGGACUACAGCAAGCCCGAUGGCGAGGUGACGCUUGCGACGCCCAGCUGGUGCGAGGGCGCCGUGUUCUGCGAGCCCGAGGGCCUGGGUCUCGGGUGGGCCAAGCUCAAGAGCUUGCAAGUGCCCGCUGCGUUCGCGAUGGCCGGAGACGCGACCGCGACGAUGGGGCCCGAGAAGACGCGCGAAAUGGUCUGGCGCGCGGCGCUGUCGCGCAAUGAGAAGAUUGUCGACGCCGGGCACUUGGUCGUGCAGGAGCGGCCGGUCGACACGGCCGACUCGCUCUGGAGAUUCCUGUCCACCCUCAGCGCGGGCAAGUGGGGCGCGUCGAGCGAGGAGAUUCGCGCAGAGUAUAGCGCUGCCGCGCCGCCCCGCCCGAGGUUGUAGUGUUAGACACCUGUAGAUGAGCAUCAUGGGAUAUCGUUGUCUUCUUG
Vanrija pseudolonga is the source of this 1573-nucleotide messenger RNA. RefSeq names its product Peroxisomal membrane protein LPX1. NCBI's taxonomy places the organism in Eukaryota, Fungi, Basidiomycota, Tremellomycetes, Trichosporonales, Trichosporonaceae. The transcript is spliced from 2 exons. The coding region runs from base 33 to 1526 and encodes 497 amino acids. The record is from RefSeq and is a predicted model, not a curated record.